This is a messenger RNA of Dipodomys ordii (Ord's kangaroo rat), 1986 nucleotides long. It is a transcript of the gene Nacc2, whose product is annotated as NACC family member 2, BEN and BTB (POZ) domain containing. The record is from RefSeq and is a predicted model, not a curated record. Gene Ontology annotation, molecular function: RNA polymerase II cis-regulatory region sequence-specific DNA binding; DNA-binding transcription factor activity, RNA polymerase II-specific; protein binding. NCBI's taxonomy places the organism in Eukaryota, Metazoa, Chordata, Mammalia, Rodentia, Heteromyidae. The transcript is spliced from 5 exons. The coding region runs from base 59 to 1825 and encodes 588 amino acids. Gene Ontology annotation, biological process: regulation of transcription by RNA polymerase II.
UGCCCCACCCGAUCCGCCCCCUGCUGAGUCUGAGGCCCGCCCCGCCACGCCGCCCGCCAUGUCUCAGAUGUUGCACAUCGAGAUCCCCAACUUCGGGAACACAGUCCUCGGCUGCCUCAACGAGCAGCGUCUCCUGGGCCUCUACUGCGAUGUGUCCAUUGUGGUCAAGGGCCAGGCCUUCAAGGCCCACCGGGCCGUCCUGGCCGCCAGCAGUCUCUACUUCCGUGACCUGUUCAGCGGCAACAGCAAGAGUGCGUUCGAGCUGCCCGGCACGGUGCCGCCGGCCUGCUUCCAGCAGAUCCUGUCCUUCUGCUACACGGGCAAGCUCACCAUGGCAGCCAGCGAGCAGCUCGUGGUCAUGUACACGGCGGGCUUCCUGCAGAUCCAGCACAUUGUGGAGCGGGGCACAGACCUCAUGUUCAAGGUGAGCUCGCCCCACUGUGACUCCCAGACUGCCAUGAUUGAGGAUGCCAGCUCCGAGCCCCAGAGCCCCUGCACCCAGCCACAGCCAGCCGCCACCGCUGCCGCCUACAUCUCAUCCCCGUCCGUGCCCAUCCCGCUGCUGACCCGGGUCAAGCAUGAAGCCAUGGAGCUGCCUCCGGCUACGGGCCCAGGCCUGGCUCCCAAGCGCCCACUGGAGACAGGGCCCCGGGACGGCGUGCCCAUGGCUCUGGGGGCCACAGGGGCGGCUGGCACGGCCCCUCUCAAGCUGCCCCGAGUCUCGUAUUACGGGGUGCCCAGCCUGGCCACCCUGGUCCCCAGCAUCCAGCAGGUGCCCUACCCCCAGGGGGAGCGGACCAGUCCGGGGGCCAGCAGCCUGCCCACCACCGACAGCCCCACCUCCUACCACAAUGAGGAGGACGAGGAGGACGACGAGGCCUAUGACACCAUGGUGGAGGAGCAGUACGGCCAGAUGUACAUCAAGGCCACGGGCAGCUAUGCAGUCCAAGAGAAGCCAGAGCCCGUACCGCUGGAGAGCCGCUCAUGCGUCCUCAUCCGCCGUGACCUGGUGGCCCUGCCUGCCAGCCUCAUCAGCCAGAUCGGGUACCGCUGUCAUCCCAAGCUCUACUCGGAGGGCGAUCCCGGAGAGAAGCUGGAGCUUGUGGCAGGCUCUGGUGUCUACAUCACACGGGGCCAGCUCAUGAACUGCCACCUCUGCGCAGGGGUGAAGCACAAGGUCUUGCUGCGGCGGCUGCUGGCCACUUUCUUUGACAGGAACACGCUGGCCAACAGCUGUGGCACAGGCAUCCGCUCGUCCACCAGUGACCCAAGCCGUAAGCCGCUGGACAGCCGAGUCCUAAAUGCUGUGAAACUGUACUGUCAGAACUUCGCCCCCAGCUUCAAGGAGAGCGAGAUGAAUGUGAUUGCCGCGGACAUGUGCACCAACGCCCGCCGCGUCCGCAAGCGCUGGCUGCCCAAGAUCAAGUCCAUGCUGCCCGAGGGCGUGGAGAUGUACCGCACCGUCAUGGGCGCCUCGGCCGCCGGCCUGCCCCUCGACCCCGAGUUCCCGCCCGCUGCCGCGCAGGUGUUUGAGCAGCGCAUCUACGCCGAGCGCAGGAGCGACGCCGCCACCAUUGUGGCUCUGAGAACGGACGCGGUGAACGUGGAUCUCAGCGCCACCGCCAGCUCCGCCUUCGAGGCCAGCGAGGAGGCCGAGGGGGCUGGCUCGGUCAUCCAGGAGGUGGCCGCCCCAGAGCCGCUGGCCACCACUGGCCAGAGCCCCUCACAGCCCUUCGAGCAGGGCAGUGCCAGCUCCAGCAGGCCCCAGACGCCGGCAGCCGUGGCGACAAGACGGCCGGAGGGCACCUACGCAGGGACUUUGUAAGGGGCUGGGGUGACCAGCCUGCGAGGGACCUAGUACUAAAGCUGCUUGCAUGCGUUACUAAUACAAACCAAUGUGAUCAAGCCACUUACCUACUGAACUGCUACUGCUGCCUGACAGAAAUGUGAUUUUAUUCUGCCUGUAUUUAAAAUGGAUGAAGGAAA